This is a messenger RNA of Motacilla alba alba, 3845 nucleotides long. Its product is annotated as serine/threonine-protein kinase pim-1-like. NCBI's taxonomy places the organism in Eukaryota, Metazoa, Chordata, Aves, Passeriformes, Motacillidae. Bases 145 to 1413 code for a protein of 422 amino acids. Gene Ontology annotation, molecular function: ATP binding; protein serine/threonine kinase activity. Gene Ontology annotation, cellular component: cytoplasm. The transcript has 6 exons. The record is from RefSeq and is a predicted model, not a curated record. Gene Ontology annotation, biological process: protein autophosphorylation.
CGAUUUUACAGACCCUCUGCGUCCUUUCCCUUGUUCCUUCUCUCCCUCUCCCGGUGUCCCGCACCCUCUCUCGGUGUCCCUUUCGUGCUCGGCCGCUCCCAUCCCCCCUUCCCCGGCCUCCCUCUCCCCGUGCUGGGCCGGGCCAUGCCCCCGGCCCGCCCCCGGCCCCGGUUGGGGCUGCCCCCUCCCCGGCCCCGGGCGUCCCGCCGCGGUCUCGCCUCCGCCCGGCUCUGGCCGUGCUGGCGGUGGCGCUGCUGGGCGGGCAUCAGUGCCUGGGGCUGGGGCGGCAUCGCCGCCCUUUGGCUCCGCCUGGCCCGAGCCCGGCCCCGGCCCCGGCCCCGGCCCCGGCCCCGCAGUGGGUUCCAGUCCCGGUCCCGGCGCCGGCUCCUCCCGGGGCCCGCGGAGGACACAGGCGGCGCGGCCGCUGCUGCCGCCUCCGCUGCGGCUUCCCCGGCCCGAGCUCCGCCGCUCGGCAGCGCGGCCGCCGGCCCCGAGCCGCCGGGGCCCGGGGCGGGUGGGGCUGCCCGGCCCGGGGCGCUCGGGGGGCGCUCGGGGGCCGCUGCUGGCCCCGGGCCGAGCGCUGACAGCCGCGUGUGGCCCGCAGGGAAGGCGCAGGAGGCCCUGCAGGAGCGCUACCGAGUGGGUUCGCUGCUGGGGCGCGGCGGAUUCGGCAGCGUCUGCUCGGGGACGCGGCUCUCGGACGGCGCCCCGGUGGCCAUCAAACGCGUGCCGCGGGAUCGCAUCCGGCACUGGGGCGAGCUGCCCGACGGCAGCAGCGCGCCCCUGGAGAUCGUGCUGCUGGCCAAGGUGUCGCCAGGCUGUGCUGGUGUCAUUCAGCUCCUGGAGUGGCUUGAGCUCCCCGACAGCUUCUUGCUGGUGCUGGAGCGUCCGGAGCGGUGCCAGGAGCUCUCGGGUGUCCUGGCGGAGCGGAGGUUCCUGCCGGAGGAGGAGGCGCGGGGGCUGUUCCGCCAGGUGCUGGAGGCCGUGCGGCACUGCACCAGCCGCGGGGUCCUGCACAGGGACAUCAAGCCCGAGAACAUCCUGCUCGACCUGGCCAGCGGGCAGCUGAAACUCAUCGACUUUGGCUGUGGCGCCUUCCUCCAAGACACAGCCUACACCCAGUUUGCAGGAACCCUGUCCUACAGCCCACCCGAGUGGAUCCACCACCAGCGCUACCACGGCGAGGCAGCGACGAUCUGGUCCCUGGGUCUCCUGCUGUACCAGCUGGUCAUGGGCAAGCACCCGUUCAGGAGGGGCCAGGAGAUCAUCUGGGGGCGCAUCUUGUUCUCACCACGGCUCUCUCAAGAGUGCCAGGAUGUCAUUAAGAGGUGUUUGUCCAUGCAGCCCUCGGACAGGCCAUCCUUAGAAGAGCUUUUCUGCCAUGCUUGGGUGCAGGGUGUUCCUCUGCCCUAGAAGAUGGGAGAGAUCCACGUGCACAGUUGGAUCCAGGGGCCUGGCAGGUACCAGCUCCACACAUCUCUUGGCAGUCAGUGGCAAAGCAAACCAGACUGGUUUUGUCCUGCCUGUGGCUCUGAGCAGGGGUCAGCAGAAGGGAACACGCAGCUCUUGGGCUGGAGCUGAGCUGGAGACCUGGUGUGGCAAGCACUGGUGGCCACCAUCCGCCCUGGCUUUGUUUGUCUGGUUCACUGACAGCUGGGGCCCUGGGCAGAGCCCUGAGAGCCCGGUCUGGCCCCAGGGAAGGAGAAGGAGCCCCUGGAGAAGCUGUACCAGGUGGGGCUGCUGCUGGAGACACCAAGGACAGCCUCAAGGAUGACAGUCUCUUCCUCGGCCUGGCCAGCUGAAGAUGAUGGACUUGGAUUCUGGCACCUUCUUCAAAAACACACUCUGCGCCCAAUUUGCAGGUGAGUCCAGAGCCAGGGGGAUUCUCCCAGGUCUGGGCAUGGCAUGGCCUGGCCGGGCACCAAAGCACACCUGGCUGGGCACCCCUUUGUUGGGGCAGACGCAAUGAAUUCUUCAUUUGGCUGCCCAGCUGCUUUUGGCUCUGGGCAGCUGCUGAGGGCUGGAUGUGCCGUGGCUGGCUGCAGGCUGGGCACGUGUCCUGCCCUCCUGCUCUGCUCCCAGAGGCAGCAGUGCUGGGCAGCUCUGGGCACAGCUCUGGGCACAGCUCUGAGCACAGCCAGCAUGGCCUGGGCACCGCGGGCGUUGGGACAAGGGGACAGGAGCCUUCAGCUGACGGGCGGUUUCUGGUUUCUCUCCUUGCAGCCGGGCUCUGCGGGUGCUGAGGCUGCUCUGGGCUCUGCCAGGGCUCUGCUGGGCUCAGCCCUGGGCACGGCUGGGCUGGCUCUGCCCUCACAUUGCUCUGACAGCUUUGCAUCAGACGAGCCCGUUCCGAGCACAGCGCCUGAGCUUUCUGCUUUGGCAGGGGAGUGAGACUCUCCUGCAGGCCCAGAGAUUGCAGCUGGGGACACACAUCCAAUUGGCAAGGACCCAAACUCUCCACAGUCCCAGCUGAACGCCUGCAUCUCCCCAGGAUGUUUUGUCUGUCGCACUCUUGAUUCCUUUUUGGCUGGAAUUGUGCAAUUGCCCUUUCUUCCUCCUCUAGAAGUGCCACGAGUGGGCCAAAGCUGGCGAGUGGGCCGUGUUCCUGAGGCAGUGCAGUCUGGAGCUGGUGGAUGGAGAAUUGCCCUUGUGCACUUCCAAACCAGAGCAAAAAGCUGAAACACAUCCUCUAAAAGGAAUGUGUUUUGCUCCUGGUUCUCAUGUGGAGCAGCUCCCUUCCCUCUGGCUGAGCUGCUCAGGCAGAGCCCGGCAGCUCCUGGCCCUGCAGGGCUGAGGCUUUUCCCCGUUGCUGGGCACAGACUGAUGGAGCAGCACUGCUGAACACGGGCACACAGAGGGACCAGGAGCAGCUGCCUUUGGCCACCUGAGGCUCCAAGGCCAAACUCUGAGCAGCCAGGGCUGGAAGAGACUCGCAGGCUCCCUGGAGGCUGUGCUGCCCCCCUUGUGCCCGGCCCAGCUUUGCUUGGGGCAGAGGGAGAACAAGGGGCAGCUCCCUCCCAGCCCCAGCCCAGGGACCCCUCUGGCCCCGGGGCUUGGGGCACUGUCAGCACCCACUGCUCCAGCCACCGCUUCUGCUGGCCCUGACAGCAGCACCCAAACUGGGGCUGAUCCCCAGGGAGCAGCAGCAGGGCCUGGAGCUGAUCCCUGACUCUGGGCCAGGGCUGCACAAAUGACCCCAGAGCAGCAGCAGCAGCACAUGGAGCUGACUUUGAGCACAGCCCCUGCCACUCUUGCCUGCCGUGUGCAGCGGUGUCACAGCAGCCUGAGGCACCUGGGAGCCCCCAGUGCCAGCAGGAACUUGAGAUGGCAGCCCUGGGCUCCUGGGGUUGUGCAAGGAGCGGAGCUGGGGACUCCCUGUCCAUGGGGAGCUUCCAGAUGGAAAAGGCUGCUGUGCCCAGGCAGCUCCAAGGGCAGAGAAAGGAGGGUCUCCACCGUGGAGCAGGAACAGCUGCUUCAUUGCACUCCUGCAGAAAGCUCUUGGCUGGUUCAGAGCGCUGAAAGCUGUGAAGGGCAGAGAGGAGGCCACACCAAACAAUGCUGCUGUUUCCACAGCCUCCCCUCUCCGUGUCCCAGAAGGAAUUGGAUGGACUGUGUUCUUCUCUCUGAGUCGUCUCGUUCAGCAGGAGCAGCUCAGCACCAGGAGCUGAAGGAGCUGAAGCCUCAGGCCACAAGAGCUGGGCAAGAGGAGACUUUCUGAGCAAAUGAAUGCUGCUGACAUGGACCUAGCUGAAUGCAGCAGAUAGAAUCCUGGAAUCACAGAAUCCUUUCUGUUGGAAAAGACCUCUGAGCUCAUCCAGUCCAGCUGGUCACCCAGCAGUGCCAAG